Messenger RNA from Belonocnema kinseyi, 1933 nucleotides. RefSeq names its product heparan-alpha-glucosaminide N-acetyltransferase. Bases 207 to 1898 code for a protein of 563 amino acids. The record is from RefSeq and is a predicted model, not a curated record. The transcript is spliced from 12 exons. NCBI's taxonomy places the organism in Eukaryota, Metazoa, Arthropoda, Insecta, Hymenoptera, Cynipidae.
UCGUCGAAAACAUCUCUUGUCAGUCUGUCGCUUCCCGUAAAAGACUUAACAUUAUUUUUUCUAAUUAUUUAGAAAAGUGCAACAAAUAGAAGAAAUUUGUGUCAAAUAUAAUGAACAAUGUGAAAAAUAAAAAUUGGCUCAAUAUAAAUAAUAUAUGAAAUAUUUCAUGCUCUUCUCCGUGAGUUUUUUUGUUUUAAAGUAAAAAAAUGGACGUGGAAAAUUGUGACUACGAUGAACUUGCUUUUGAUGAAGCUUGUGUUCUCCUGAGAAGUAAUUCAAAUUCCACAGACCUGUGGCUGUAUUCAUUAUCUUUCGACUGUAUUGCAUGCCCGUAUACUCGUAUAGGAAAUAUUUUUAAGGAAACUAAUUUGAGUGUAAAGUUCAACACAGCCAAAUCCCACCGAUGGAAAAUUCUCAGAAGUAAUGGAUCUGAAGAUUAUUUAUCUGAGUCUGAUAUGAGAAAUACCUUGUACCAUUUCCUGCCGCGAAUGGAGCAAUUUGGAUUUUACCAGCUAACAGUCAAUGACACGAAUUGUGAUUUCAAAACCAUCAAAAGACCUACAAAUUCAUACACGCCACUUGCGAUUACAAUUGGGAUUAUCGUUACCUUUCUGAUUGGCUUAUUGGCUGUGAAAUGGUGCACCAAUCGAAUGAAAAAAAAAUUUGAAAAAAAUUUCGACGUAAAUAGAAUUCAGGAAAGAUCAGGUGCGAAACCUCGAGUCCAAUCUAUCGACACAGUCAGAGGGAUCAGUAUACUGUUUAUGAUUUUCGUGAAUGAUGGGGCCGGAGGUUAUCCGGUACUCGAGCAUGCAACUUGGGAUGGUUUGCUCGUCGGAGAUUUAGUAUUUCCAUGCUUCAUGUGGAUUAUGGGAGUCUGCAUACCUAUAGCUCUUUCCUCUCAACUCUCGAGAGGUAUCUCAAGACUUUCCAUAUGUUCUUCAAUCGUUAAGCGCAGCCUGAUGCUUUUCUUCAUUGGCUUAUGCCUGAAUACAAUUGGCACGGAGGCUCGACUUGAAGAAAUUCGAAUUUUUGGAGUCCUGCAGAGAUUUGGUGUAGCGUAUCUAGUAACUGGUAUCAUUUAUACUUCCCAAUGUCCCCGGAAAAAGAAAGAAGCCCAGAUGCUUCUUAUAAUUCAGAGAACAAUAACUAGAAGUUUUAUGGACGUCAUAACUUUAUGGUCCCAGUGGCUCAUGAUCUUGUGUAUUGUCUUGAUUCACUGCCUAGUAACUUUACAAUUUUGGAUCCCAGGAUGUCCCAAAGGCUAUUUGGGCCCGGGUGGUCGUCAUGCAGAUGGUAAAUAUACAAACUGUACCGGCGGUGCAGCCGGAUUUAUUGACAGGAAUUUAUUGGGUGUAAGGCAUAUUUACAAACAGCUUGCCAUCCGGUCAGUGUACGGAUCCGGUCCAUUCGAUCCUGAAGGAAUUUUAGGUUGUCUCACAUCCAUUUUUCAAGUCUUUUUGGGUGUUCAAUGCGGACAAACGUUGAUUUACCACAUGAAUUGGAAAGGAAGAAUAAUUAGGUGGAUUUCUUGGGCUUUAGUCCUAGGGUCAUUGGGAUCUAUCCUCCAUUUCAAACAUUAUAUACCGGUCAACAAAAACUUGUGGUCUCUUUCAUUUGUGCUUGUCACAUCUUGUUUUUCAUUGUGCUUGCUUACGGCGUGUUAUCUUUUCAUAGACGUUGCCAAGAUAUGGCGUGGUGGACCGUUUCGUAUUCCUGGAAUGAAUGCACUGGCAAUGUACAUUGGGCAUCAGAUUUGCUAUCAAAUACUUCCGUUUAAUUGGAAAAUCGGUGAAAUGAAAACUCAUGGUUGGUUAUUAGCGGAAUCAUUGUGGGGCGUCGCUCUGUGGAUUGUGGUUUCUUACAUUCUGCAUAGAAAAAAAAUUUAUAUUACUUUGUAAAUUUGUAGUCAUGAAAUAAAUUUCUAAUUUUAUAG